Saccharomyces cerevisiae S288C is the source of this 3015-nucleotide messenger RNA. RefSeq names its product karyopherin KAP114 (gene KAP114). The transcript has a single exon. Gene Ontology annotation, biological process: import into nucleus; intracellular protein transport. The record is from RefSeq and is marked reviewed. Gene Ontology annotation, cellular component: cytoplasm; nucleus; nuclear envelope. NCBI's taxonomy places the organism in Eukaryota, Fungi, Ascomycota, Saccharomycetes, Saccharomycetales, Saccharomycetaceae. Bases 1 to 3015 code for a protein of 1004 amino acids. Gene Ontology annotation, molecular function: small GTPase binding.
AUGGAUAUUAAUGAAUUGAUAAUAGGUGCUCAAUCAGCUGAUAAACACACUAGAGAAGUUGCGGAAACGCAAUUGUUACAGUGGUGUGAUUCCGAUGCAUCUCAAGUGUUUAAAGCGCUGGCAAACGUUGCCUUACAGCACGAAGCUUCUCUAGAAUCGAGACAGUUUGCUUUAUUGUCGUUAAGAAAAUUGAUCACCAUGUAUUGGAGUCCAGGAUUUGAAUCAUACCGUUCUACAUCGAACGUCGAAAUAGAUGUUAAAGAUUUUAUCCGAGAAGUGCUACUGAAAUUAUGCUUAAAUGACAAUGAAAAUACCAAAAUAAAAAAUGGUGCAUCUUACUGUAUUGUUCAGAUAUCUGCGGUUGAUUUUCCUGAUCAAUGGCCGCAGCUUUUAACAGUUAUUUAUGAUGCUAUCUCUCAUCAGCAUUCAUUAAAUGCGAUGUCUUUAUUGAAUGAAAUUUACGAUGAUGUCGUAUCUGAAGAAAUGUUCUUUGAAGGCGGAAUUGGCUUGGCGACAAUGGAGAUCGUUUUCAAAGUACUCAAUACAGAAACUUCUACUUUGAUAGCCAAAAUUGCUGCUUUGAAGCUACUUAAAGCAUGUCUUCUACAAAUGAGCUCCCAUAAUGAGUAUGAUGAGGCGUCACGAAAAAGUUUUGUCUCCCAAUGUUUAGCUACUUCUUUACAGAUAUUGGGACAAUUGUUGACUUUGAAUUUUGGAAACGUAGAUGUUAUUUCUCAGUUGAAAUUUAAAUCCAUUAUAUACGAGAAUUUGGUUUUUAUUAAAAAUGAUUUCUCUAGAAAGCAUUUCUCAAGUGAAUUACAAAAACAGUUCAAAAUAAUGGCAAUCCAAGAUCUGGAAAACGUUACCCAUAUAAAUGCAAAUGUCGAAACUACUGAAAGUGAACCCCUUUUAGAAACAGUUCAUGAUUGUUCUAUUUAUAUUGUAGAAUUUUUGACUAGUGUUUGCACUUUGCAAUUUAGUGUUGAAGAGAUGAACAAAAUUAUAACAUCUUUAACCAUUCUUUGUCAGCUAAGUUCUGAGACAAGAGAGAUAUGGACAAGCGAUUUCAAUACAUUUGUAUCGAAGGAAACAGGCCUAGCAGCAUCAUAUAAUGUUAGAGAUCAAGCCAAUGAAUUUUUUACUUCAUUACCCAAUCCUCAACUUUCCCUAAUUUUCAAAGUUGUUUCCAACGAUAUAGAACACAGCACGUGUAAUUAUUCAACUUUAGAAUCUUUACUAUAUCUCUUACAGUGUAUUUUGCUUAAUGAUGAUGAGAUAACUGGUGAAAAUAUCGAUCAAUCUUUGCAAAUUUUAAUAAAAACGUUAGAAAAUAUCUUAGUAUCACAAGAAAUACCAGAAUUAAUAUUGGCGCGUGCAAUUUUGACUAUUCCCAGAGUACUAGACAAAUUUAUAGAUGCAUUACCUGAUAUCAAACCCUUGACAUCUGCAUUCUUGGCAAAAAGUCUUAAUUUGGCGCUAAAAUCUGAUAAAGAGCUCAUUAAAUCCGCAACAUUAAUAGCAUUUACGUACUAUUGUUAUUUUGCCGAACUAGAUUCAGUCCUUGGACCAGAGGUCUGCUCAGAAACCCAGGAAAAAGUAAUUCGAAUAAUCAACCAGGUUAGUAGUGAUGCCGAAGAGGACACUAAUGGGGCUUUAAUGGAAGUAUUAAGUCAAGUCAUUAGCUACAAUCCGAAAGAACCUCAUUCAAGAAAGGAAAUUUUACAGGCUGAAUUUCAUCUUGUGUUCACGAUCUCAUCCGAGGAUCCAGCAAAUGUACAGGUCGUUGUACAAAGUCAAGAAUGCUUGGAGAAACUAUUGGAUAAUAUCAAUAUGGAUAAUUACAAAAAUUACAUUGAAUUAUGUCUCCCAUCAUUUAUUAAUGUGCUAGAUUCCAACAAUGCAAACAAUUAUAGAUACUCACCCCUGCUAUCAUUAGUCUUGGAAUUCAUCACAGUUUUUUUGAAGAAAAAACCCAACGAUGGAUUUUUACCAGAUGAAAUAAAUCAAUACCUAUUUGAACCAUUAGCAAAAGUAUUAGCGUUCUCUACUGAAGAUGAGACCCUACAGUUAGCCACGGAGGCAUUCAGCUACCUGAUUUUCAACACAGAUACACGAGCCAUGGAGCCAAGGUUAAUGGAUAUCAUGAAGGUUCUAGAAAGGCUGCUGUCUUUGGAGGUAUCGGAUUCAGCCGCUAUGAACGUCGGUCCAUUGGUAGUUGCCAUAUUCACAAGGUUUUCAAAGGAAAUCCAACCGUUAAUAGGAAGAAUUUUGGAAGCCGUUGUGGUAAGGUUAAUUAAGACACAAAACAUUUCUACUGAGCAAAACCUUCUUUCUGUAUUAUGCUUCUUAACGUGUAAUGAUCCUAAACAAACGGUGGAUUUUUUGUCUAGUUUCCAAAUUGACAAUACUGAUGCUUUGACAUUGGUGAUGCGAAAAUGGAUAGAAGCCUUUGAAGUCAUUAGAGGUGAAAAAAGAAUCAAAGAAAAUAUCGUUGCUUUGAGCAACCUUUUCUUCCUGAACGACAAAAGGCUACAGAAAGUGGUUGUCAAUGGUAACUUGAUACCAUACGAAGGGGACCUGAUCAUUACAAGAUCAAUGGCUAAGAAAAUGCCAGACAGGUAUGUACAAGUUCCACUUUAUACCAAGAUCAUUAAAUUGUUUGUUUCUGAGUUAAGCUUCCAAAGUAAACAACCGAAUCCAGAACAAUUGAUCACAAGCGAUAUUAAGCAAGAAGUGGUAAAUGCUAAUAAAGAUGACGACAAUGAUGAUUGGGAAGAUGUAGAUGAUGUACUCGAUUACGAUAAGUUGAAAGAAUAUAUUGAUGAUGAUGUCGAUGAAGAAGCAGACGACGAUUCAGACGAUAUAACGGGACUCAUGGACGUGAAGGAAUCUGUUGUUCAGCUACUGGUAAGAUUCUUUAAAGAGGUUGCAAGCAAAGAUGUGAGUGGCUUCCAUUGUAUUUACGAGACUCUAUCCGACAGUGAACGUAAAGUUCUUUCAGAAGCCCUUUUGUAG